This is a messenger RNA of Orbicella faveolata, 1392 nucleotides long. RefSeq names its product TNF receptor-associated factor 4-like. NCBI's taxonomy places the organism in Eukaryota, Metazoa, Cnidaria, Anthozoa, Scleractinia, Merulinidae. Gene Ontology annotation, biological process: regulation of canonical NF-kappaB signal transduction; signal transduction; regulation of apoptotic process. The record is from RefSeq and is a predicted model, not a curated record. Gene Ontology annotation, molecular function: tumor necrosis factor receptor binding; zinc ion binding; ubiquitin protein ligase binding. Gene Ontology annotation, cellular component: plasma membrane signaling receptor complex.
CUUAACAUUGAUAGGUGCAUUACUUGGGAAGCCAGAGUAACAGUCCGUCAAAAAAGACCCUAACAAUUCUUAAUGUUCGUUCACAGCCAAGAAAGCCAGCAACAAGAGUGUAGUUGUCCCGUUGAAAGAGAGGAACUUGACCGCCAAAUGGAUAUAUUUCCCGACAAAGCCACCGAAAGGAAGAUUCUUUCGUUUAAAAUAAAAUGCUCCAGUGAUGGUUGCGAUUGGACCGGUGAACUAAGGGAAAAAGAGGAUCAUCUAGCGUCUUGCAGUUUCAAGCUUGUUUCUUGCACCAACGAAAUCUGUCAAGUGACGAUUCAAAGAAAAGAACUUGAAGAACACGCGACCAACUCCUGCCAGUGGAGGAUUGUAGUUUGUGACCACUGUAAUGAGUCGCAUCCAAAGUGUCUGAUUCAAGAUCAUGUCGAGAGGUGUGAGAAGAAGCCUGUGGAAUGCCCAAAUAGUUGUGGCGAGAUUAUUGUUCAAGCAGAGAUUGCAUCUCAUACUAACGACCACUGUCCGCUGUCCGUGGUUUACUGUCCGUAUGCUCAGAUGGGCUGCAAUGCAAAGAUUCAGAGGAAGGAAGUCGAAACCCAUCUCCAGUCCACAAUGCAACUGCAUCUUGACUUAGCAUGCACAACCUUUAAAGAAACUACUGGAAAGCUUGAGGAAAAGAUGAACUCGCUCCAGCUGAAGCAAGAAGAACUUGACAAGGAAAGAAUAACACUAAGGGAGCAAGUGAAAGAGUUGACAGCGAAAAAUGUCGCUCUUGGUGCAAAGAUGGCCGCUCAGGAGAAAGAAGUCUCUGUUUUGAGAAGUGAAUCCUCCAAAUUUGUGUGGAGGAUAAAUGGUUUCAGCGAGAUUUUACAACGGGCCAUCAGUGGAACCGAGCGUGAAAUAUACAGUGAGCCUUUCUUCACUGGAAAAAUGGGUUACAAAUUAUCAGUCUGUAUUCAACCAAAUGGCAAUCAGUCACACAAGUACAAGUAUCUUUCAGUAAACCUCCGUCUUAUGAAAGGCACUUACGACAACAUACUGGCUUGGCCUUUUCAUUAUAAGGUCACAUUUACGUUGAUUGAUCAACAAGAUGAUGUGUCUUGGCCAUGGAGGGAAAAUGUAACACAAUCUCUGAUAAGCCGAGGAAGUAAGCUCACUUCAGAUGUAUCAUGCAGCAUGGAAGGCAUUGCAAGAUUUGUGUCCCACAAGGUUCUGAAGACAAGGCGCUACAUUGUCAACGACACAGUGUUUCUUCAAGUAGAGAUUGGCCCUCCGACAUAGAAGAACGAAAAGGUGACUUGGAACAAUGAACACAGAAUCUUCCCUUUUGUUUAUUUUUUUAUUAUUAUUUUUUUUUAUGACAAGCAACGUUAAUUUAUGGCCUCACUCGUGUGU